Molecule: messenger RNA, 732 nt
Organism: Cryptococcus amylolentus CBS 6039
Lineage: Eukaryota; Fungi; Basidiomycota; Tremellomycetes; Tremellales; Cryptococcaceae
Exons: 8
Coding region: 53-472 (139 amino acids)
Biological process (GO): nucleotide metabolic process
Molecular function (GO): catalytic activity
Source: RefSeq, a predicted model, not a curated record
UCUCUUUCACAACGCUAUAACCUACUCACAACAGCAACAAGCCACCCCAAGAAUGUCCUCCCUCGCCUCCUGUAUCUUUUGCAAGAUUGUCAAGGGUGAAAUCCCUUCUUUCAAGCUCAUUGAAUCGGAGUCUAUCCUCGCUUUUAUGGAUAUUGGACCUAUUUCCAAGGGCCACUGUCUUGUCGUUCCCAAGUACCACGCUGCGAAGCUUGCCGACCUUCCUGACGACCAGAUGAGCGAGAUUCUCCCCGCUCUCAAGAAGCUCGCUAUCGCUACCGGCGCCGAGAACUACAACAUUCUCCAAAACAACGGCAGACCCGCUCAUCAAGAAGUCGAUCACGUCCAUUUCCACGUUAUUCCCAAGCCUGCUGAUGCUGGAGACAAGGAGGGUUUGGUCGUUGGAUGGCCCGGUCAAAAAACUCCUAUGGAUGAGAUUAAGAAGACCUUUGAGGAGAUCAAGAGCAAGCUUUAAUAUGUCUUCUGGAUCACUAUCGACAAGAGAGGGGUGUACUGUCGGGGGCUAGAAGAGCAUUUGGGCGGUGAGAUGAAAGGGAAAGCAGCAUGUAUGAAGUGUUUUAACCAAUCUUCUACAGGAAGUCGAUGCUCCUUGGUUCCAAAUUGCAGGCCGACUUUCAAUUUUGGCCCUUAUGAAACACCAUCUCACCCCAAGAUCCCUUGUUCCACGACGGCCAUAUCUCCAUCGUUUGUCAAUUCAUCUAUCGACUAUUGAAG